Messenger RNA from Phascolarctos cinereus (koala), 2935 nucleotides. RefSeq names its product acyl-CoA binding domain containing 3 (gene ACBD3). Gene Ontology annotation, molecular function: fatty-acyl-CoA binding. The record is from RefSeq and is a predicted model, not a curated record. NCBI's taxonomy places the organism in Eukaryota, Metazoa, Chordata, Mammalia, Diprotodontia, Phascolarctidae. Gene Ontology annotation, cellular component: Golgi membrane.
CCGCUGUGGGUCGGCGGAGGUUAGAGGGCAGCAGGAAGUAGAUACGUGGCCGCCGCCUGUCCGCAGCAGAGGAGGCGCAGCCCGAGAUGGCGGGGGUGCUGAGCGCGGAGCGGCUCGAAGUCUCCAUCGACGGCCUCACUCUGAGCCCGGACCAGGAGGAGCGGCCUAGCGCCGAGGGGGCUCCGCUGGUGCCGCCGUCUCCGGCGGGGUCUGAGCCCGAGUCGGCGUCGGAGAGGCGGCGGGAGGCCGGGGAGAAGGAGGCGGCGGCCGAGGGCCCGGCCCCGGUGACAGCGGCGGACGACUCCCUGUGUCUGGAGGAGUUCUGGGGCUUCGGCCUGGAGGAGCUGUACACCCUUGCGCUCCGCUUCUUUAAAGAUAAAGAUGGCAAAGCAUUUCAUCCGACUUACGAAGAAAAACUCAAACUUGUGGCACUGUACAAGCAGGUUCUUUGGGGUCCGUGUAAUCCAGACACUUAUCCUGAAGUUGGAUUUUUUGAUGUCUUGGGAAAUGACAGAAGGAAAGAAUGGGCAGCCCUGGGAAAUCUGUCUAAAGAGGAUGCUAUGCUAGAGUUCGUCAAGCUGCUAAAUAGAUGUUGCUAUCUUUUUUCAACAUAUGUCACAUCCCAUAAAAUAGAGAAGCAAGAACAAGAAAAAAGAAGGAAGGAAGAGGAGGAGCAAAGGCGUCGGGAAAAGGAAGAAAGAGAACGUUUGCAAAGGGAGGAAGAAAAACGUAUUCAAGAAGAAACUGAAAGGUUGAAAAGGGAAGCAGAGGAAAGGAGACGAAUAGAGGAGGAGAAGCUGCGGCUGGAACAGCAGAAGCAACAGAUAAUGGCAGCACUAAACUCCCAGACUGCUGUGCAGUUCCAGCAGUACGCGGCCCAGCAGUAUCCAGGGAACUAUGAGCAGCAGCAGAUUCUCAUUCGGCAGCUGCAAGAGCAGCAUUAUCAGCAGUACAUGCAGCAGUUGUAUCAAGUCCAGCUUUCGCAGCAACAGGCAGCAUUACAGAAACAGCAAGAAGCAGCAACAACUGGAGCAUCUUUGCCUGCAGCAUCAAAGGUGAAUGCAGCCACACCUGGUGAAAUGCCCUCAGUCAAUGGACAGGCCAAACCUCACCCAGACAGCUCUGCAAAAGAAUUGGAACCAGAAAUUUCAGAAGAAGUCCUAGAGAACGGACCAAAAGAAUCUGUUCCAGUAAUAGCUGCACCUUCCAUGUGGACAAGACCUCAGAUCAAAGACUUUAAAGAGAAGAUUCGGCAGGAUGCAGAUUCAGUGAUCACAGUGGGCAGAGGAGAAGUAGUCACUGUCCGAGUACCUACACAUGAGGAAGGAUCUUACCUCUUCUGGGAAUUUGCAACAGACAAUUAUGACAUUGGGUUUGGGGUAUUUUUUGAAUGGACAGAGUCUCCCAAUACUAACGUCAGUGUGCAUGUCAGUGAAUCCAGUGAUGAUGAUGAAGAAGACGAAGAAAACAGUGAAGAAAAAGCCAAAAGGAAGUCCAGCAAGCCUCAGCUAGAUGAAAUUGUACCUGUGUACCGACGAGACUGUCAUGAGGAAGUAUAUGCUGGCAGCCAUCAGUACCCAGGGAAGGGAGUCUAUCUACUUAAAUUCGACAACUCAUAUUCUUUAUGGAGAUCAAAAGUAGUCUACUACAGAGUCUAUUAUACUAGAUAAAAAUGGUGUUACAAUACCAAUUGAGGCUUGGGCUGGGCAGAAGAUGGCCUUUUAUUUGGGAAUCUCUUCUAACAUAACAGAGCAUUAGAGUCAGUUUUUACCCCAUUUGGUUUUGGUCUGACAGUCUGUGAACUCUUAAGAGUCAAGAUUAUCCCCAAGACUCCCUGUUAUUAUUACAAGAAUUCUUUGGUGUUGAAAAGGGAUCUCCAGACUCAUCCAGCACUUAGGGGUUAACCAAGAGAGUCACUGAUGGAUGGUGCUUAAGCUGAAAUUACGUGAGUUACAUAUGUCCUUCAAAUCCUACAAAAUGAAAUGCCCCAGUGUGAACCCUGUUUGGCUGAUGGGUAGUCUACUGUUGCCUGCUUCAUGUGCUUUGUGACUGCUGACAGUUGAAUUGCCUUUUAAUUUGAAGCCUUUCUGUUAAUGGACUAUAGCUGUGUUUUGAAAUGUAUGGUUUUUGGUACAAUUAGAAUUCAAAAUUGUUACCUAAAGCAGUUUUUGAAAAGAGCUGUCUCUUUUUGGCUGUGUCCUGCAUAGCCCCAAAUGUUAAGAGCUAGAUUGCUUUUAUUUUUGGUUAGUCCAAGGGAAUACAAAGGAGGAUUCUCUGGAAGAAUUGGAUGCUAGAAUUUGUUAAACCAGGAUGAUGAAUGAAUUAUAGUAUCAACAUAGGUCAUACUAAUGAGUCAACUGUCUCAGCUGACCAGCCUCCCAUUUCUGCCCGAGAUUGACUACCAGUAGCAAAACAAAGUUAAUAAAUUAUUGACUUGAUUGGCUUUUUAUGUCAUGUCAAACCCAGUUUUCUACCCAAUUCAGUAAUCUUGCUUUGUAUUUUAUAAGUGCAAAUUGGUACCUGGGGCAUUUAACUAUUUUAAAUCAUUUUAGUAUAUAAUUCAGUGUGUGGGGAUUCAUGUUGCACUGAUAAAUCACUGCCACUCCAUUUUCUCAUAUUUGGUACCACUUGUGCACAAAUCCUAUGUAAUUCUGCUUUAGCAUUAAGUAUUGUGGAAAGUUGAAAUGUCCCAUCACAUACCUAAAUUUUAAAGUCUUCUAGCUUUAAUCUGCGUUAUGUUUGUCAUGGAUGAUGUUGGAGCAUCUUGUAGUUCUGUUCAGUUAAACAAAUAUGGAUUUGUCUGGCCCAUAUUUGUGAAAGCAGUUGGCCAGUAUAGGAAGCCUUGGAGGAAUGUCAUAUAGACAGAUGUUAAUGUGCAUUUAACACUGUUAAUGUAUGUUACUGAAAUAUAUGGAUUUUUAAAAACCGCAAAUCA